Messenger RNA from Menidia menidia (Atlantic silverside), 1683 nucleotides. The record is from the annotation of a GenBank genome assembly. Lineage: Eukaryota; Metazoa; Chordata; Actinopteri; Atheriniformes; Atherinopsidae.
AUGGAAGGGUUUGGUGUUUAUGCCGUUUUUGGAGUAAACGGUCCGCCUCAAAUGUUAAUCAGUGCUGACGGGUCGUCCAGGGUAUCUGUUGCCGUUCCCCCCUCUGUCCGGCAGGUGGUGCUGUUCAGCAGCGGCCAGUGGGGAGAGAGGAUCUGCGUCAACGCCGAGCUCUGCGACUGGGACCGCUUCCCCAUCACUAUCGGAAAACUCACUCCUUACAACAAGUGUCUGUGCUGGGAGCAGUGGGAGGAGGAGACAUGGACAGACAGCGUCAGGCUGAAUGUUUCUGUGGAGGGAGGAAUCCUGUCAAAUUCAGAACCAGAGCUCAUCAUGGCUGUAACAGAAUACACCCCAAAGGAGGUGACUGCUCCCUUUGCAGCCAGAGAGCUCAACAGCAAGAAAAAGAGAAGGCGAACAGUGAAACAUGAGGGUGAUGAUGAUGAUGAUGAUGAUGAGACAAAGCUGGGGGAAGAAGAAAACAUGUGUCCAAAUGGUCCUGAGGAGAAGUCCUCACCCAUUCGAAAGGUGAAAGGUCAAAGUAAAAUCAGUCAGAGGCUGUUUACAACUGGAGCAGAGGCCUCGAAAACAAAAGGAGCUGUUAAUGGAGAGACACAAGGGACUGUGGGAAGAACGCCUCCUCUGAGCGCAGCCAGGACGAAGAGUAGGCAGGCCAAGACGCCCACACAGACUGCUCCCCUGGUUAACCCCUCCGGCCGUUGGGGUCAGACGUUAUGUCCCAUCGACUCUCAGACAGCAAUCCUGAUUGGAGGGCAGGGAGCCAGGAUGCAGUUCUGCAAAGACCCCAUGUGGAAGCUCUGCACAGAGGACAUGUCCUGGGUGGCUGCAGAAACUCUAGCAGAGGGACCGACCCCUGAAGCCAGGAUCGGCCACACCGCCAUCUACGACCCCGACUCCAGGCGGAUCUUUGUGUUUGGAGGCUCCAAAAACAAGAAGUGGUUCAACGAUGUCCACAUCCUGGACACGCAGAGCUGGAAGUGGAGCAUGGUGGAGGCUCAAGGUAAAGUUCCCCCGCUGGCCUACCACAGCUGCAGCAUGUUCCGGGGUGAGCUGUUCGUGUUGGGGGGGGUGUUCCCCCUCCCCAACCCCGAGCCCGACGGCUGCAGCGACUCGCUGUACAUCUUUGAUCCGCACCUCUCCAUCUGGUACCAGCCCAUCGUCACAGGAGACAAGCCCUCCCCUCGCUCAGGGCAUUCUGCAUGCGUGAUGCAGGAGAGAUAUAUCUAUGUGUUUGGUGGGUGGGACACCCCCGUCUGCUACAAUGACAUGUACAUGCUGGACCUCGGUCUGAUGGAGUUUUCUGCUGUCAAAAUGAGUGGCAAAGCUCCGUCCCCACGAAGCUGGCACGGCAGCGCUGUGCUCUCAGACACAAAGUUCCUGAUCCACGGUGGUUACAACGGGAGCAACGCCCUCAGCGACACCUUCGUCUUUGACACAGAAACCAGCCGCUGGACAGAGGUGACCCUGCCUCAGCUCUCCAUCCCCAGGGCAGGGCACUCCAUCAUCACCAUGGAAACAGCCCCGCGCCAUUGUUUUUCAAAGGAGGAGACAGACAGCGGCUCCACCAGAAGAAGCCUGCUGGUGUUCGGAGGCGGAGAUAACGAGGGCAACUUUUACUCCGACCUGACAACCGUCAGCGUGGAGGAGCUGCUCCAUGGCCUUUGA